Messenger RNA from Dryobates pubescens (Downy woodpecker), 1876 nucleotides. It is a transcript of the gene RALY, whose product is annotated as RALY heterogeneous nuclear ribonucleoprotein. Gene Ontology annotation, cellular component: nucleus. NCBI's taxonomy places the organism in Eukaryota, Metazoa, Chordata, Aves, Piciformes, Picidae. Gene Ontology annotation, molecular function: RNA binding. The record is from RefSeq and is a predicted model, not a curated record. Bases 354 to 1196 code for a protein of 280 amino acids. The transcript is spliced from 10 exons.
CGCGCAGCUCCGACCCCUUCGGCGCUGCCGCCGCGGCCGCACCGCUCGCUGGCGGCGGCCAGCGGCGUGCGCAGCCUGCCGGUGUGUCCAACCCCCCUCCCCGGCGCGGCGCCGUGGUACGGUCGGCGGGAAGGAGCCGGGGCGGCGGGGGGGGUGCGCGGCACUGUGCCGGCGGCUCCCGCGGGGCGAGGGCGGGCGGGGCUGGGGCCGCUGCGCCUCGUCCUUCUCCCUCCUCAUCCUCAUCGCCACCGGGUGAAGCUGGGACCGUAGAGGAGGUGCUGCACCUGCUCCCGGAGCCGUGAGGGGAAGGACUGCCAGAGCCCAAGUGCCCACAGCAGUGCCAGGCGCUCAAGAUGUCGCUGAAGGUGCAGACGAGCAACAUCACCAACAAGAACGACCCCAAGUCCAUCAACUCCAGGGUCUUCAUUGGCAACCUCAACACAGCAGUGGUGAAGAAGUCAGAUGUGGAGAGCAUCUUCUCCAAGUACGGGCGCGUGGCGGGCUGCUCGGUGCACAAGGGCUACGCCUUCGUGCAGUACUCCAACGAGCGCCACGCGCGCGCCGCCGUGCUGGGCGAGAACGGACGCCUGCUGGCCGGGCAGACGCUGGAUAUCAACAUGGCUGGGGAACCAAAACCCAACAGACCCAAAGGGCUGAAGCGAGCAGCCUCCGCCUUGUACAGUGGCUAUGACUUCGACUAUGACUAUUACAGAGACGACUUCUACGACAGGCUGUUCGACUACCGGGGCCGGGUGUCGCCGGUGCCCAGGGUGGUGCCGGUGAAGCGGCCGCGGGUGACCCUGCCGCUGGUGCGGCGCGUCAAGGCCACCCUGCCGGUCAAGCUCUUCGCCAGGUCGGCUGCCAUCAGCACCAGCUCGGCCAAGCUGAAGCUGAAGUGCAGCGAGCUGCAGACAAUCAAAACUGAGCUGACACAGAUCAAAUCCAACAUCGACGCCCUCCUGGGCCGGCUGGAGCAGAUCACUGAAGAACAGAAGCUGUCUGUAGAGGUGCAGAAGAAGGCAGAGGGCAGCAAGAGUGAACUGUCACAGGAGGACACAGCCUCAGAGGCCGAGGGCAACACGGAGGAGCCGCUGAACGGGGACGAGGCCGAGGAGGAGGGCCUGGCACGGGAGGAGUGUGAAGAUGAACUGGAGAACAGCCAUUACACAGACGUGGAGGAUGCCAGGCUACAGUAACCAGCCUGUUCAGAGCAGCAGUGAGCAAGAGUGUGAGGAAAGCACCAGGCUAGACCCUGCCCUGGCACACUGAGCAAGACAAGUGCUGCUGCCAUCUCCACCUGGCACUCAACAGGAGAACCAUGGCCUGCCACCUUCCACCCACCUGUAAAGCAAAGGCAAAGCAAUCUCAUCACCCCGUGAACCCCAGCUGCCCCCAGCAGUGGACUGGGAGCUGAGCAGCCAGCAGAGGCAGGAACCAAGCCCUGCACCCUCCAUGCCCAUCCCUGACUGGCUAGCAGGGAGCAGUGGUGCCACCAAAGGAGCCAGAGGUGUCCCAGGGCUUCCUGCAGGAGAGGAGGGAGAGCUACACCUAACCCAACAGAGGCAUUUAACCCUGGGCUAGGUGAGAGCUAGGGGAAAAGGACUGUCUCAGUUUGGACCCUUUGGGUGAUGCUGAGGAAGAGAGGGGUGGGGGGAGCUGUGCCCCCAUGGCAGCCCCCUGCUCUUGUCUCCCUGUGCCCCAGGAGCUGCUCUGGCUGCACAGCCACUGCUGCAGUCAGUGCUGGUGCAGGUGCUGCGCCCUGGGCGGCUGCUUGGGGAGGGCAAGGGGAAGGGAAGCUGCCUGCAGGCAAGCCAAAUCAUCCCAAGCAGGGGAAACCAACCAGAUGUCAUCCUCAGAGGCUUCAUCUCCUCCUUCU